CUGCUGGCAGGAAGUCGCCAUUAUAUUUUGACGUUUCCGUCUCCGGCAGACAUAUUGCUUACAGGAGCAAAUUCUGGAAAGCUAGAAGACAGAAAGGAUUUCAAAUUGGUUUAUAUCUUCACGACCUGACACACUCAAACCACAUAGGACACAAUGGAGCCGUCAGCCAGUCCGGCCAAAGAUAACUACAGGAUGAACCGCUACAAGAACAAAGCACUGAACCCAGAGGAGAUGAGACGCAGGAGAGAGGAGGAGGGCAUCCAGCUCAGGAAACAGAAACGAGAACAACAGCUUUUCAAGAGGAGGAAUGUGGAUGUCCUCAAUGAAGAGGAAGCCAUGUUUGAGAGUCCGCUGGUGGACUCGUACCUCAGCUCUCCAGUAACAGAAGGAGUCAUCACCCGAGACAUGGUUGAGAUGCUUUUCUCGGAGGACCCAGAGCUUCAGCUUGCCACAACACAGAAGUUCAGAAAACUACUUUCCAAAGAGCCCAACCCACCAAUUGAUGAAGUUAUAAACACAGCAGGAGUUGUGGAGAGGUUUGUGGAGUUCUUGAAGAAGAGUGUCAACUGCACGCUACAGUUUGAAGCAGCGUGGGCACUGACCAACAUAGCAUCCGGCACAUCCCUGCAGACAAAGACAGUCAUUGAGGCUGGAGCAGUGCCAAUCUUCAUAGAACUCCUUAACUCUGACUUUGAGGACGUCCAAGAACAGGCUGUGUGGGCCUUGGGGAAUAUUGCAGGGGACAGUGCAGUGUGCAGAGACUACGUGCUGAACUGCAACAUCCUUCCACCAUUAUUAAUGCUUCUGACCAAAUCCACUAGAUUGACCAUGACUAGGAAUGCAGUUUGGGCUCUGUCUAAUCUCUGUAGAGGAAAAAACCCACCACCUGCCUUUGAAAAGGUGUCACCCUGUCUGCCAGUGCUGUCCAGGCUUUUAUUUAGCAGUGACCCAGACUUGCUGGCAGACGCCUGCUGGGCGCUGUCCUACCUCUCAGACGGCCCCAACGACAAGAUCCAGGCUGUCAUCGACUCUGGCGUCUGCAGGCGCCUUGUAGAACUACUCAUGCACACUGACUAUAAGGUGGCCUCCCCUGCCUUGAGAGCUGUUGGAAACAUUGUCACUGGAGAUGACAUCCAGACACAGGUGGUGUUGAACUGUUCAGCCCUUCCAUGUCUGCUGCACCUUCUCAGCAGCGCUAAAGAGUCCAUUCGCAAAGAAGCAUGUUGGACCAUCUCGAACAUCACAGCAGGAAACAGAGCACAGAUACAGACGGUAAUUGAUGCCAACAUCUUCCCAGUGCUCAUCGAAAUUCUACAGAAAGCCGAAUUCAGGACCAGGAAAGAGGCGGCCUGGGCCAUCACGAACGCCACGUCUGGAGGAACACCAGAGCAGAUCAGAUAUCUGGUGAACCUGGGCUGCAUUAAACCACUGUGCGAUCUGCUGACAGUGAUGGACUCUAAGAUCGUUCAGGUGGCUCUCAACGGGCUGGAAAACAUCCUGAGGCUGGGCGAGCAGGAGGCCAAGCAGGAGAACAACGGCAGUGGAGUUAAUCCUUACUGCAGCCUCAUCGAAGAAGCCUAUGGCCUGGACAAGAUAGAGUUUCUCCAGAGCCAUGACAACCAGGAGAUCUACCAGAAGGCCUUUGACCUGAUCGAGCACUACUUCGGCGUGGAGGACGAGGACAACAGUCUCGCCCCUCAGGUGGACCAGGCAAACCAGCAGUUCCUUUUCCCCCAGCAGGAGGCCCCCAUGGAGGGCUUCCAGCUAUAAGUCGGCGCCGCUCUCCUCUAAAACACACCACACCCCCUCCAUUCCUCCCAUAUCAUGGAGGGCCCCAACAUGCCUGAGUUAUACCUUUACACCCUCUCCCCUGAUCUGCCACUACUAUCACCACACACACACACACGCCCCACCCUUUUUGGAGGGAAGCUAAAACUGUCCCACUCUCCAGCCUAAAAAUGCCCAUCACCCCUCUCCUCAGCCGGUGGACUGACUUGUUGCAGGGCAGACUCGCGUGUUAUCUGGCCAAGGGGAGCAAGCCACACAAACUACAUUACACUUAGAAGUGUGAGUCUGCCCUGGCUUAAAACGCACACACAGACAUCUUCCUGCCAUGUGAUAGCCCUUUGAUUCUCUCAUUGGCAGUAAUGGUGGUUUGUUGGUUAAUAUCGUUAUAUAUACAUUAAUUUCUUUUCCAAUGGGACAUUCCUAUUUUCAGGAUUACCCAUGCAUCCCCACGCAAAGUCCACAGACUGGGGGUGCUUGAGGUGAUAUUUGCCUAGUUCUCGAUGUCAGUUUUACCGAGUGCAAUUCAAAGAAAAAACCUGGUAACAGGACCCAUUAUUGUUUUAUGAUUAUCCCCCAAUCCUUAUUUAUCUGCUCCUUUUUUAUUAGUGCUUGUGAUUUUUUUUUUCUUCUUUUUGAUUGGCUUGGGGCUGAUCUGCUCAUGGAAAAAAAUCAUCUGAGUCUGAUGCCCAAGCUAAAACGUGUGAUUUAUUAUAUUUUUUUUCCUUGAUCAAGACUUUUUUUUCUGUUCCUUUUUUUUUUUUUUUUUUUUUUAAGCAAGACAAAUUUCUGGGGGUGGGGGGGUUACAAGACUUGUAAAAAAAAAAAAAAAUGUAGAAAACUACCUGAACUAAGGAGAGGCUCUGAGUGAGAUAUUGGAAAAAAGGAUGGGGUUUUAGAGGAAAUGUUUAAGGAUCUAUAUGAUUAAAAAAAAAUAAUAAUAAUCAAGGUUUUGAGGUUGGUAUAGUUAGAGAUCCAAUGUUCGUCGUGUGCUGUGUUAUUAAUAACGAUACAUUUGAAUUAUGAAGUGAUCUAACUAUUAAACCAGGCCUAGCUUGGGGUUUGGGGGAGACGAGCCAGCAGCAGCAGCAGCAAACUUAACUUAUUUUUAUAUUGAGAUGAAUUGAAGGAAUAUUAGAUGUCAUGGGACAUUUUCUAGUUUGAAUUUUCUGAUUUCAAUGAAGCUGGUUGCUACUGGUUUGCUUGGCCCUGUGCUCCUCCGUCCUCAGAUUUACGUGGUAGGGGUUUUGCAUGGUGUUCUAUUACCCUGCCUACAGUCACUGAGUAUCCCUGGCCAAACACACAUGCACACGGAUAGAGAAGAUAAUACUGUGUGACACAACAGCAGGAAGUGGGCCACAAGUAAUUGGUUUGGUGGCGUUAACAGUGAUAGUGUAGUAGCGAUGGUGGUGUUUCGUAUAGUGGUAGAGUUGAUAUUUAACCUAUGGCAUUCUAAAUCGCAAUUUCUAAGGAAUGGGAAUAACACCUGUUGAUGGUUCUGCAUGGGUCAGUUGUUAUGGUAUGAUAUGUUUAGGUAUUGAUGUAAAUAGCCGAUCCUCUGCCUGGCUAAGAAAAUCUGCGCCGCUUCUUCGUGGGUCUAUAACAAGCAGAGUUUGGCUAGGGAUACACGUCAGACAAGUGACGAGCCUAACUGCAACAAAAAAUUCAAGUAUAACUACAUAUUUGGAUUUUUAUGUAUUUGCAUUAUAUAUGAUAUAUAAAUAUAUAUAUUUGCGCACACUUCAUGCACACUUGCAUACAACACCAGCAGACACUGUAUACACACCUCACACAGAUGAGUGGCUAGAAGCAAGUAAAAUAGUUUCCAUAGACUUUGGAGUGUAGUUUUAUUUUGAAGUUUAGCUUUCCUUUAAGUGUGAAAACUGCCACUUGGCUGUUUUUGUUUUUUUGUAGAUCACUUAGUAUAUUUUCUUUAUUAAUGAAAGUGUUUCCCUCGGUUCAGUUUUAAUCAAAAUUGUUUUCUGUUUAAUUGAGACAAUGAAAAGAGAUGUUUCUGGAAUUCAGAGGUGAUUCAGAGCACACGUAGGUCUUAUGGAAACUUUUUUUGUCGUUUCUAGCCACAUGACUUAUGAUGGCUUAAAUUAGCCCCGUAAACCCUGAUCAUGGAUCAGCUCCAGUCACGGCAAGAGCUGAUCAGAGGUCAGGGUUGUUAGGCUCUGUGGAUGGAGCAGAACUGUGGUCGUGUGAUGUUUUGACUGACAGGCACUGUGUGAGGAAGAGUUUGAUAGACUCUAAGACUAUGUCCCCAUCAGAGACUGGGAGCCCCUGUUCUGUGGAUUACUGAAGCAGCCUGAUCAUUGAAUCAUGGAACUGUGGACACAAACAUGUUGCAACAAAAAUAUUACAGAUCAGUUGGGUGAAUAUUUUGUAUAUUUGGAAAAAUAAUUGCAUAAAAACUUUUUUCUCAUCAUUUUGGAUGGACAGACUUAGUUUUCCAUUUGGUUUGUUUUAAAGCUCUUACAUAAUACUCAGUUUCAGAUUAUUUUAUUUUCGGUGGCUACAAUAAAAUCUUAAUUAUCCGUUACUGCAGCACCCAUAUUCACCCUCUGUCUGAACAGUCUGUCUUAGUUUGUAUUGCCCACUUAGUAGAAAUGCCCACUCUGCUCUGAUUGGCCAGCUUUCACAAGCCAGAGCAGACACCACCCACCAUGUCUCUGUGUCAGCUCUACUAUUUGUUUCAAGCGCAGUUGUGCUGGGGGUGUGGCAGAGGUCCUGACGGCUCAUUUAAAGGCACAGUGUCAGAAUACAGGCUGUGUGUAUUUCUAUUUAUAUAGCACCUAGACCUUAUAAUAAGAAGAAAAUAAAGAGAAAUCAUGAAAUCUCACUCUGUCCAAUUUGAUAUCACAUUUUUACCUCUAAAUUCCUUCAUCAGCACAGAAUAUUCUAUAACAGGGAAGGCUUUAAGCUUGAAUAGACUGAAGAGCAAGAGGUUCUCUGUUUUUGAGUUUGUGAUGUUAUCCACAGAACACGUGCGCUCCGAGAAGACAUAAGAGUUGAAAUCAUGAUUAUUGAGCAACAAGAACUUAACCCUCUACAAGACCGAUGUGUAGAGAAGCAUUUAUAACUGAAGUCUUCGAUUUCAUGGCCAAUUCUGUGCUUGGCCUACAAACAAUGCCAGAAUUGCAACGUUUGAAGAAAAAAAAAAAAAAAAGAAUCGGUGCAUCAACCAGGAAAAAUAUUUAUAUUUCUGACAAAUAAAAAUGCACUCCUAUUCACAAAAGUGCCAAUCCGACCAACAAAGACUGGAGGUUUCUUAUGUAUCUGUCUUUGACUUACAGGUGAUUUUUCUUUAUAUCUUUUAUUUACUUGAAUGUGCACACAUUUUGUGCAAAACAUUGCUGCUCUAUUUUCCUUAUCUUUAAAGUUACAUUAUUUGCCAUUGUUUCUCUCGAAAAGUGGCAUUCUUUACUGUGGGCACCUAAAUAGGGAAUUGAGAUAAGGCAGUGUAAUUGUCUAGGGGAGGGGGUGGGGGGGAUACUUGAUUAAUUGCAUAAAACUGGUCUUUUCCAGCUACCUGUUGUCCAUUGGUGUGAUGGUCCCCACUAUUGCAGUCUUCUAAUGGUUUUCACUGUGCAAAACUGAGCUGCAAAUGUUUUGGAAUCGAAGAACUGAUUUCAGUAGAGAACAAUAUUUAGCAUAUUGUAGAGGAGGCUGCCUGUCAGAAGUCCCUCCUCAAAAAGAAACUCUGCUGCACUGAGAGAAGAAUUUAUAUGUGGCAAAUGAUGCAAAUUGAGGAACCGUAAGCGACUAUCAUAGACAACUGCAGGUACUAACCUUAUUGUCAUAGUUUACCAAAGUUUAGUCAUCCUGAAGGCUGGUAAAGAAAAAAAAAAGAAAAAGUUUUUACUGGAUGUUUUGUUUUCAUUAGUUGAUGUAAUUGGCUUGUGAUGACAGAGUCAGUCUGACUGAGACUGCGUUCCAGGUCAUUUAAAACUUGCUUCUUUUCAUUAGAAGCUGCAAUAGCUCAGUCCCUCUCUUCUCAGUUUUGUUUUUUUUUCCUCAAGUUCAAGUACUGUGUAGGGAGUAAGAAAAUCUGCAAAAUAAUCAAGGAGACUGCAAUAACUAUUGUCCAAAAUCAGGCACCCCUGAGGCAAAUACCCACCUACAAACUGCUCUCAUAGGUGACACUCCUUCCACUGGGUGGAGCUAACAGAGGCAACUACUUGACUUUUUUUUUUUCUAAGAUAAAAAUCUGGGAUUCAGAAAUUGUGCAGUGAUUUACAUUAAAAAGUAUUAUAAGUUAAACUAUAUGUAUGUUCUGAUACAUUGACAGGGAUUCAGAUGUAAUUCUAAUCACUUCUGAGAAGUGGAGAAAAAGCCUCAUUAGAACACGUCACAGGAGGAAACAAAGACAAUAAAAAAUAGGAGAUGAGGAUGCAAGCCUUUUCUGCUUUUCUUGAUCUUUUUCCUGAUCAGGAUAUUCUGGGCUAUAUUUUUGGAUAAUUGUGUUUCGAGUAAAAGUUUGUCCUAGUCAGGCUGCAUGAUCAGGAACCUUGUUGUCUAACGGGGAAUGAACAGACGUCACUAAAUAUCUCAAAUCUGACUUGUCUUCCGUCCUAGAAGCUGUUCAUGUCUAUAUCAAAAUCAAAAGCCAUCCUUGGCUUGGUCAAGUAACGUUGUCUACGCUACAGAUGUUUACAAUGCUACAUGUUUGUAAAAUACUUUUCAUAUGCCAUCACUGACCAGUCCUGAUGUAUUCUCUGCUCUGGUCCUCUCUCAUUUCUUUUACUUGUAUUUAUUUUCUCUAUUCUUGUUUAUGAUUUUUCAUUUGCUCAAAAUUACCCAUCUUAAACUGUGACUUGACUUGACUUUACCGACGGUAUGAAUGAGUGACGAGAAACUAAAUACACUUCAACUGAACAUGACACACAAACAUGAACAUGAAAAAAAGAAAUACAUACAGGAAACAGCAACGAUAUUAAAAAUGUAAAGAAAAUAUAUUGAAUUUAAAAUUGUUCAGUGGAAAAACUGUACAAAGCAAAUAAAGUUAUGUUGCAACCCUUUAA
Messenger RNA from Acanthopagrus latus (yellowfin seabream), 6812 nucleotides. It is a transcript of the gene kpna6, whose product is annotated as karyopherin alpha 6 (importin alpha 7). The coding region runs from base 154 to 1770 and encodes 538 amino acids. The transcript has 14 exons. Gene Ontology annotation, cellular component: cytoplasm; nucleus; nucleoplasm. NCBI's taxonomy places the organism in Eukaryota, Metazoa, Chordata, Actinopteri, Spariformes, Sparidae. The record is from RefSeq and is a predicted model, not a curated record. Gene Ontology annotation, molecular function: protein binding; nuclear import signal receptor activity. Gene Ontology annotation, biological process: NLS-bearing protein import into nucleus.